Struthio camelus australis is the source of this 1840-nucleotide messenger RNA. The record is from RefSeq and is a predicted model, not a curated record. Lineage: Eukaryota; Metazoa; Chordata; Aves; Struthioniformes; Struthionidae.
AUGUACGUGUUCUAUUUUGGGCAGGUUUUUUUUUUUGUUUUAAGAGUUGUUUUACUGCUUGCUGUAUCAGAGAGGGCGUGUAGUUUUUGUGUUGCUCUGUGGCUACUGUUUGCAAAAUGUGCGUUUCCAGCAGCCCAGCUUCCACCGAGUCCCCCCGGGAGCUUCCUGCCUUCGAACCUUGUAAGAAAGAAGUUGCCUCUCUUCAUAAAGUCGCCAAAAACGAGCAGAAAGAUCCAGAUCCGGAAUAUUCCCCCCCACCUGCAGUGGGAGGUGCUGGAUGGCCUCUUAGCUCAAUAUGGGACGGUGGACAAUGUAGAACAAGUCAACACAGACACAGAAACAGCAGUUGUCAACGUAACAUAUGCAACUAAAGAAGAAGCAAAAGUAGCAAUUGAGAAGCUCAGCGGCCACCAGUUUGAGAACUAUUCCUUCAAGAUUUCCUACAUCCCGGAUGAAGAGGUGAGCUCCCCUCCGCCCCCUCAGCGAUCCCGCCGCGGGGGCCACUCUUCCAGGGAGCAGGGCUCCUCCCCGGGGGGCUCCUCACAGCCCAAACAGCUCGAUUUCCCACUGCGGAUGCUGGUGCCCACGCAGUUUGUUGGUGCGAUCAUAGGAAAGGAGGGCUUGACCAUAAAGAACCUUACUAAGCAAACCCAGUCCAAGGUUGACAUCCAUCGGAAAGAGAAUGCUGGUGCAGCUGAAAAGCCCAUCACCAUCCAUGCCACACCAGAAGGGUGCUCUGAAGCAUGUCGCAUGAUCCUUGAUAUCAUGCAGAAGGAGGCUGAUGAAACUAAAUCAGCAGAAGAGAUUCCCUUGAAAAUCCUAGCACACAACAGUCUGGUUGGGAGGUUGAUUGGCAAGGAGGGCCGAAACCUCAAGAAGAUUGAGCAAGACACGGGCACGAAGAUCACAAUCUCUCCUUUGCAGGAUUUAACCAUUUAUAACCCUGAGCGGACCAUCACGGUGAAAGGCAGCACGGAGGCAUGCUCAAAUGCAGAAGUGGAGAUCAUGAAGAAGUUGCGAGAGGCCUACGAGAACGACGUCGUGGCCGUCAAUCAACAAGCCAAUCUGAUUCCAGGCUUGAACCUCAGUGCUUUGGGGAUCUUCUCAACAGGGCUGUCCAUGCUGCCAUCUGCCACGGGGGCCCGAGGCGCUGCUGCUGCCGCUCCUUACCACCCAUUUGCAAUCCCAGAGCAGGAGGUUGUGAAUUUGUUCAUCCCAACGCAGGCCGUGGGGGCCAUUAUUGGGAAGAAGGGUCAACACAUUAAACAGCUCGCGAGAUUUGCUGGGGCCUCCAUCAAGGUAAGCAGAGCAUCAGGUGUCGCUUGGCCCUCAGGGCCCCCUCCAUGGCCGUGCCAUAGGGGUAGGAUGGUUGUCAUCACGGGGCCUCCCGAGGCUCAGUUCAAGGCCCAAGGGCGAAUAUUUGGGAAACUGAAAGAAGAAAACUUUUUUAACCCAAAAGAAGAGGUGAAGCUUGAAGCCCACAUCAAGGUGCCUUCCUUUGCAGCCGGCCGUGUGAUCGGCAAAGGUGGCAAAACGGUGAAUGAACUGCAAAACUUAACUAGUGCAGAAGUCAUUGUGCCACGAGACCAAACCCCAGAUGAGAAUGAGGAGGUCAUCGUUAAAAUCAUUGGGCAUUUCUUUGCCAGUCAGGUAAGGUUUUGAAAUGUCUUCUUUUAUAUUCCUAGCUAGUUGGAUCCUUGAAGGAAACCUGUCAGUCUCGCCAGCAGGCACCAAACAUAUAGCUCUGUGUGGGCAUCCUUGGUUGUACGUGAGCAUCUCUGUUUUUGAUGGCUCCCUCAAAUCCUGGAGGCAUUAAAGGUAUUUCAGCAGCUCUCCCCAG